Fusarium vanettenii 77-13-4 is the source of this 1209-nucleotide messenger RNA. RefSeq lists its product as uncharacterized. Gene Ontology annotation, biological process: transmembrane transport. The coding region runs from base 1 to 1209 and encodes 402 amino acids. Lineage: Eukaryota; Fungi; Ascomycota; Sordariomycetes; Hypocreales; Nectriaceae. Gene Ontology annotation, molecular function: transmembrane transporter activity. The transcript has 2 exons. The record is from RefSeq and is a predicted model, not a curated record. Gene Ontology annotation, cellular component: fungal-type vacuole membrane.
AUGACCUCUCAACCGACCUCGAGCAGCUUCAAAGCAUGGCUACACGCAGGGCUCUUGCAUAUUGUCUUUUUCAACACAUGGGGCGUGGCGAAUGGCUACGGAAUCUUUCAGCAAUACUACUCCCAAACACUUACUGAAUCCGCGUCGUCCAUCUCGUGGAUAGGCGGUCUUCAGAUCUUUCUACUCUUCUCCGUCGGAGUCAUUACAGGCCGUUUGACCGAUGCAGGCUACUUUCGUCCCAUCUUUGCCUUUGGCGUGUUUCUACAGGUACUGGCCCUGUUCAUGACCUCGCUUUGUACCACGUACUGGCAGAUCUUCCUGGCGCAGUCUGUCUGUCUGGGUCUGGGAAACGGUUGCACAUUUUGUCCGGCUCUGGCUAUUCUCUCUCAAUAUUUCAAAAAGUAUCGAGCCUUUGCUGUCGGUCUUGCUGCCGCUGGCGCGGCAGUUGGCGGCCUCGUCUACCCUGUCCUAAUCAACUGGCUCAUCUUUUACGACAAUGUCGGAUUCCCCUGGACUCUGCGAACCAUGGGAUUUGUCAUGCUCGCAACAUAUAUACCUUGCUUGAUCUGGUUCGAGCCUCGACUACCGCCUCGCAGAAGCGGACCAUGGAUCGACAAGUCGGCUUUCACUGAGCUGCCCUUUAUCCUCUUUUCCAUGAGCAUGUUUUUCAACUUUUGGGGGCUUUACUUUGCAUUCUUCUACCUUGGGACGUAUGCCCGCGAUCAAGUUGGCAUCUCGGAGCCUAUCUACCUGCUAAUGAUCCUUAACGGCGUUGGUAUCUUUGGGCGUAUCGCGCCUAGUCUGAUUGCUGAUAAGUGGACUGGAAUGCUCAACGCACUCAUUCCGUUGAGCUUCUGCUCGAGUUUACUAGUGUACUGCUGGGCCGCAGUAAAAUCCACCGGCGGACUGUACGUAUUUGCAGUCAUUUACGGCUUCGCCGCCGCGGCUCUACAAGCCCUCUUUCCAGCUGUGGCCACAACCAUGACGCCGGAUCCGAGCAGAACAGGUACGCGAGUGGGAAUGAUUCUUGGCAUUGUUAGUUUUGCGAAUCUAACUGGUCCGGCUAUUUGUGGUGCAAUCAUCAAUAAGUCGAAUGGGAGGUAUUUGGAGGCUGAGAUGUUUGCCGCAUCUUCCAUUCUAGUAGGCGCUUUUAUGGCGUUGGCGGCGAGGAUUGCGAAGACUGGCUUCGUGUUAAAAGUAAAAGUCUGA